GAGCGAGAAGCAGAUGCCAAGGCCGUGGAAGGCAAGUAGAACUCCAAAAAAAAAAAAAAAAGUAUGGGUUUCCGGUGGUCUAAUCUGGCCACCAUCCGCCGGUCUCGCCGCCUGUAUCGCCACCGGUUCCCACGGAUCGAUCAGCCUUCGGAGAUUCUAUCCGCAUCCUCUCCAUCGGCAGUGGAGAAAGGGAACCACUUGUUCACCGCCCUAAGGUGGCAUGGCGCAGGCCACUCUCACCACCACCAUCAUAGCGAUCGUAAGGGCUCCGAGGGAACAUUCCGGCUGGGACUCGCGUCUGACGUCGCCCUCUCCGUCGGAAAAGGCCUCACCGGUUACCUCACUGGCAGCACCGCCAUCAUCGCCGACGCUGCCCAUUCCGUUUCCGACAUUGUCCUUAGUGGUGUAGCUUGGUGGUCGUAUAGAGCAGCAAUGGCCCCCAAGGACGAUGACCACCCUUAUGGACAUGGAAAGUUUGAGACUCUGGGAGCUCUUGGUAUUUCCAGUAUGUUAUUGGUUACUGCAGGGGGGAUUGCUUGGCAUUCCCUUGAUGUUCUGCUGGGUCUUCUGACAUCAACUCCAGAUAUGACCUCUUUCUCUCCGAAUGUUGACCAUCAUAAUCAUGGUAGAGGGGGCCAUUAUCAUGGAGUAGACUUGGAUCACCCAGUCUUAGCUUUGAGUAUGACAAGUAUAUCUAUCUUUGUCAAGGAAGGACUAUAUUGGGUGACUAAAAGAGCUGGGGAAAAGGAAGGAAGUGAAUUGUUAAAGGCAAACGCAUGGCACCACCGUUCUGAUGCUGUGUCAUCGAUUGUUGCACUUAUUGGUGUUGGUGGUACUAUAUUGGGGCUACCUUUCCUAGAUCCAGCAGCUGGCCUUCUUGUAUCUGGCAUGAUAUUGAAAGUUGGAUUUAAUACCGGUUACCAAAGUUUCAUGGAAUUAGUUGACGCUGCUGUAGAUCAGUCUGUUUUGGUGCCCAUCAAGCAGACAAUCACUCAAGUUGAAGGAGUUAAGGGAUGCCAUCGCUUAAGGGGAAGAAGGGCUGGGUCAUUCUUAUAUCUUGAUGUACAUAUUGAGGUUGAUCCUUUCUGUAGUGUUAGUGCUGCUCAUGACAUUGGUGAGAGUGUUCGUCAUCAGAUACACAAAAAUCAUAGUCAAGUUGCUGAAGUUUUCAUUCACAUUGAUCCAUCAUAUUCUUACUGCUCGAUUUUGGAAGAAAGAAAGAAUUUGAAGGACUUAGAAGGCAGAGACUCCAACAGUCUUUCCAGGCAUCAAGAAGCUGAAACCAUUAUUUCUGACAUUUUGUCAAAGCAAUUCUCUAAGCAAAUGUCCCUAGAACACAUCACACUCCACUCAUUGCAAGGGAAGAUAUUGGUUCAAGCUCUAGUCUCAAUGCCUGCUGAGAUGCUUAUUAGUGAGGCGAUGGAUAUAGCCAAGAGAGCGGAAAAGGAGAUCCUGGCAGCUACAUCUAGUAUCAACCAAGUCAGCAUCCAAUUACGACUAGGCAGACCAAUAUCAAAGCAUCAUGAACCAGUGGUCACGAAAAAAGAAACAGAAGACCCCCAAAGAUCAAACUGUCCAAGGUCAAAUGUAAGUCUAUCAUAAGAAGGUAUUGGUGACUGAGGCUACCAUCGCUCCCUCGCUAACAAACAACUCAAUGAUUAAGAAUAAAGAUGUAUCCGCACAUUUUCUUUCCAAGUUUGUGUCUGUAUACACCAUUUCAAUUGUAUCAGAGCAUCUGUGAGGGGUUGUGUGUUUAUCAGGUCUAUCAAUUCUCUGCUGAAGCUCUGUUUGUGUAGAACUUAUAGGCACCGCAAACUUGUAUCGUGCAAGUUUACUUGACCAAAAAGACAGUGAUACACUUUUACAUUGAUUACAGAAUAAACAUAUUGUAUUUUCUGAAGU
Messenger RNA from Zingiber officinale, 1902 nucleotides. Its product is annotated as metal tolerance protein 2-like. The transcript has 12 exons. The coding region runs from base 64 to 1602 and encodes 512 amino acids. Lineage: Eukaryota; Viridiplantae; Streptophyta; Magnoliopsida; Zingiberales; Zingiberaceae. Gene Ontology annotation, molecular function: monoatomic cation transmembrane transporter activity. The record is from RefSeq and is a predicted model, not a curated record. Gene Ontology annotation, biological process: transmembrane transport; monoatomic cation transport. Gene Ontology annotation, cellular component: membrane.